Messenger RNA from Oryza sativa Japonica Group (Japanese rice), 1697 nucleotides. Its product is annotated as non-structural maintenance of chromosomes element 4 homolog A. NCBI's taxonomy places the organism in Eukaryota, Viridiplantae, Streptophyta, Magnoliopsida, Poales, Poaceae. The record is from RefSeq and is a predicted model, not a curated record. Gene Ontology annotation, biological process: DNA repair. Gene Ontology annotation, cellular component: Smc5-Smc6 complex; nucleus.
CCCACCCGGUGUGGGGCCCACGCGUCGGUGAGACCGGGUGUGGUUUUUUGGCGGAGCGGGUGGUUCGGCUUCAAAUACCCAACCCCCUCCUCUUCCCUCGGUUCCUUCCAUCGCACACCAAAAUCUCUCCUCUCCUCUCCAACUCGCCCGCUGCUUCGUCUUCUGGAAGGUUCGAGAAAACCUAGGGCACGCAGCGGAUGGCCGCGGCGGUGGAGGCGGAGGGGCGCGGGGGCGAGCCUGUGACGCCGGGGACGCCGGCGCCGGACCUUAGCCAGGCGACGGACGACCGGCGGCUGCUGCGGUCGCGGUACCUCGCCGUGAAGAGCCGCAUCAGCGAUGACAAGGAUGACAUGGCGAGGGCGGAUUCGGUGAAGUUCCGUGCAGUCUUCACGCAGGUGGAGGAUCUCCACAGGCUUGUUCAGAGGCCUAGGGAGCAGAUCGCCGAUGCGGAAGCCUUGCUUGGCAUCGCCACCAGUCUGGUGGCAUCAGUAAGGACGCAUUCAGCUCUGGGGAUCACGCCCUCUGAUUUCGUUUCCGGAAUGCUGAAGAAGUUUGGAGAGAAGAGGAGGGAUGAUGAUGAGGCUGCCUCGUUGCGCUGGCUCGAUGUAGGCCUCUACACUUCUCGGAUUUUCAUGGCCGUGCCUGGAUGCUCCACAAUGGUUGGUCCAAUGAAUACAGAAGUGUUGCCACGGAGGGUUCGUGUGUGUAGAAAGAGGACGGCUAAGCCUCGUGGAAGUGAAUGCCCUGAACAGCUCCCAGAUUCAUCAAAUGCAGCAAAGACGGAUACUGACAGGAACAUGUCUGUCAUAUUUGAUGUCCUGAGAAAGAAGAAAAAUGCUAGGCUGGAAAACCUUGUUUUAAACAGGAAGUCUUUUGCCCAAACGGUGGAGAAUAUCUUUGCCUUGUCAUUCCUAGUGAAAGAUGGCAGGGUGGAAAUCAGUGUCAAUGAUGAGGACCAUCAUCUUGUCUAUCCAAGAAAUGCCCCUGCUGCUAGUGCCAUAACCUCAGGAAAAGUAGUAUACAAUCAUUUUGUAUUCAGAUUCGAUUUCAAGGAUUGGAAGCUCAUGAAAGACAUGGUCGUCGACGGCGAGGAGCUGAUGCAGCACAGGCCUCCGGCUCCACAAGUCGGCACGCACGGCUCCAGCACCACCACCACCACCACCACCACCGGAGGAGCGAAUGAAGGCCCUGAGACCGAGACGCCUGCAGCCCCUGCACACAGCACGGCGAUCAGGAAGCUCUGCAGGAACCGAGGCCUGGUCAUGCACGACAUGAAGGAGGAGGCGGCCACCAUGGAGGAGAAGAGGUCGGCCAUGGACGCGCAGGUGUCUCAGCUGGCGUCGAAGCGCAGGCGCCUCUUCCAGGACGACGACGAUGACGACGGCGACUUGGAGUAGAGGGCAGUGGCCAUGGUGGUAGUGGUAGUGGUAGGAGGGGGGGGGGCGUGUAGAGGAGGAGGGAAAGCCUUUUAUGUAGGUAGAGAAGCCAAUCAGCUUAGCUUAGCAUUGGGAUGUCUUGUUAGGAAAUGAUGAAACGGCUUAGCGGCAUUGCACGGCCCGUGUCAGUUUUUGGAUCGUUGGGCGUGUGGCGCUGAAUGUUUUAAGGUCUUUUGGUUAUUUAGGCCAGUGUGUAUGAACUGGACGACGCUAUUUUACAGAUAAAUUGAAGUCAAGUUAUAAAGGUAGUGUUUGGCAGUA